AUGGCUGCCGCCGACGGGACGAGCGGCACGGACCCGGCCCACGAGCUUAUCCGCUGCCUAGCAGGGCUCCCCACCUCGGAGCUGGCGCGCUUUACGCUGCAGCGUCCGGAAGUCGCUCGCGUCUUUGCUGCGUCGCUCAAUGCGCUGGCCGUGCAUACCGCCUCGAGCCUCGUGCCGCCCGCCAACGUACACUCGCACGCGCAGAGCUACGUCGAGAUCCUCGCACGACUCAUCGAGCGCGGCGAUCCGUCCCUCGCAAGGACGUUCGUACCCACACACGGCGCGCUCGUCGACCUCGCCAUCGUCACGCCGCCAACGGCAACGCCCUUGCUGGUGGCGGUUCUCGAACGCCUGCUCGACACGAGCAACGCGCAGCAGAUCCUCGCAGGGUUGCACGCGCAGCUGGAAAGCAUCGCAGGCUCGUCGUCCGAAGAUGGCAGUGCGGUGGUGUUGACGCGUACGCUGGCUAGGCUUGCAUAUGCAUUCCUCAGCGCAUGCCCUGCACGACUGCUCAAGGACAGCGCAGACACCCUCGCCGCGUUCGCGCGAACCUGCUUCCAGCUCUACGACCAGACGCUUCCGCACGCCGCUAGCCUUGCAGGUGGUGCAGGCGCACGAGGCUCAGCGGGCGAGGUGCUUAGUUUGGACGCAGCGCAGGUAGACACAGGAAGCUGGCAGGCACAGUGGCUGACGUGCCGCGUCGACGUGCUGCAGCUGCUCGUGCUCGUGCUGGCCAGCCUCGAGAGCUACAUCGCGCUGACGGGCGAGCUCAAGCAGGCGCUCGCCGUUACGCAGCAGCUGCUUGUACGAGGCGGAUCGUCGGCGCUCAUCAACUCGACCGCACUACUCGAUGUGGCUGCGACGGCGGAUGCGUGGCUCGCAGUGCGCGCGCAAAUCCUCGCCGCGCUUGCCAACGAUCGCUCGUACGGGGAGACCUUGUCGUCCAUCGAGGCGCUCACGUCGACGGUGCCCAGAUUCAGCGGCGCAGCAUGGUCGGUUCUGCAGCGUCUGACUUCUGGCCCGCGUGCACCUUCGUCCGUAGCGACGGCGACGGCGGCGGCGGGGGUAUCGGACGAGGUGGUGGCGGCAGUCGACUCGGUGCUGCCACACUACGGCGUGGCGCGGCUUCGCACCAUCCUUGCUCAGCCGUCGUUUGUGGGGCAGAAUGCAGAGAUGGUCAUCCAGCGUCUGCUGGAAGGCGACGAGGGUGCCGCCGUUUCCGCGUCGCCGAGCGUGGAAGCCGGAGCAAGUACAUCGCAUCUUGCGCCUGCGAUGGAGGCCCGCGCAUCCGAGGUUGGGCGGUCGCUGGUCAAGUCGCGAGCGAACGUGUUUGGUGCGUUUGACUUUGACGCGUCGACGAUCGCAGCAUCCAAGACGGCGCGUACGGCGCGGGUGGAUGAGCUGACACCCUCGCUGAAAGCGGCGAUUCUGGCGCGUGCCGAAGCGGAGUCGUCGGACGAGGACGAGGAGUGGAAUCCCUUCGCGGCCCCGGCACGCACUGUGGGUGUUGAAGACGAGCUUGACCUCGAUGAGGAUGGACGCGAAACGCGCGCCGCGUCGGACGACGAAGACGAUGCAGAGGCCAAGGUGCGCGAGCGAAUGCUGUUGCGCCACUACGUCGAACAGGGAGCUUCGUCUUUCGGCUCGGAUGCCGCGGCUAGACGCAGUGCAGAGAGGCAGAAGCUGCGCGAUGCAACAGGAUGGUCGGACGACCUGCUCGAGUCGUGGGCAGUCAUGCUGGAUCGUAAUCCCCGCAAAGAUCGGCUGCUCGCUGCGGCGUCCCAGGCCCAACUGGAUGACCAUCUUGCAUCAGUCAAUGCGGCGCGAGAAGAAAAGCUCUUCGGCCCAGAUAAGGGUCGCGGCGGAAGAAUGCCCAAGCCCAAUCCUCAACCGGGCAAGACGGGGCAGGGAGUUCCCAAACAGGCACCCUCGCAACGCGCAGCCAAACACAAGGAGAAACAGGGCAACAAAGCGCGUCGACAAGGCCACGACAAAAAGAUGGCGCGCGUCAACACCUAG
This is a messenger RNA of Moesziomyces antarcticus, 2019 nucleotides long. RefSeq lists its product as uncharacterized. Lineage: Eukaryota; Fungi; Basidiomycota; Ustilaginomycetes; Ustilaginales; Ustilaginaceae. The transcript has a single exon. Bases 1 to 2019 code for a protein of 672 amino acids. Gene Ontology annotation, molecular function: ubiquitin binding. The record is from RefSeq and is a predicted model, not a curated record.